AAGAAAUUAAACAUACAAUUCUUUAAAAUGAGUGAUUGUAGAAGCACUUGUGCAUUUAAAGGUUAAACAUGCAUGUUGAUGCUGACACAGGAAGUUCAGUCAGUAUAUAAAGUUGCUGACCGUUCACACAGCACACUUUCACACGGUUUCAAUCAGCAGCAGCUCAGGACUUCAGAUCCAAAAAUAUGAAGAUUUUAAUUUUUUUUUAUUAUUUUUUAUUUAUGCAUGUAAAUACUAGCAUGUACAAGAGUGUUUCUCUACAGGAGUAUCUGUUAAUGAAGAGAUGGACACUGCAGAGACAAUCAUUCUCUUCUGUUUUCUGUUAAAUGGUGUUUGCUGUAGAGAUUUUAGUGUCAGUCUGCCAGAGAAGAUUGAAGCUCUCAGUGGAUCCUGUGUGAUCAUAAAGUGCAGAUUUGAGAUUAAGAAAGAAUAUGACAAAUACCUCACUGAGAGAGCUACAGGAGUGUGGCUCAAAGAUGGAGAUCAUUUGAAUAACCAAGUGUUUAACUCCAGAGAUCCCAAACCUAAUCACUUUAAUGGGAAGAUAACUGGACAACUGCACGAGAAGAACUGCACCACUGUCUUUUAUAAUGUUAAUUCAAAGCACAGUGGUAAAUAUUUCUUCAGGAUUAAUAGUGAAGUUAUGAAAUACACCUACAAAACGAACAGCUCCACUAUAGAUGUCAUUGAGUCUCCUCCCAAACCCAGAGUGCAGCUGUAUGUGGCGCAGGAUCAGGAGGAGGUGUUGGAGGGGAGCUCUGUGAGUCUGCGCUGCUCUGCUGAGACUCUCUGCUCCUCUCCUCCAGCAACUCUCACAUGGAGCUCCACUCCCAGAAUCCCCCUCAGUGAGAGCAGCAGACUACAGGAGCUCAUCUCUGAUCUGAACUUCACUGCUACUCACCGUGAGCAUGGAGUCACUUUCACCUGCACUAUAACCUACCAGCUACAGGACAAGAACAAAACAGCACAGGACAGCAUCACAGUACAUGUUCAGUAUGCACCUAAAAUCUCUUCAUCCUCCAGCUGUAACAGAACUAAUGUAAUUGUGUGUUUCUGUGAGGCUGAUGGGAAUCCCUCUCCUGAACUGGAGUGGCAUCUGUCUGGACGUCCUGUCACUAACUCUUCAAACACGUUCAUCAGUGAAGAGCGAUUGAGCAGCACAGGCUUGAGGAGCUCCAUCACUCUACAUCAGUCUCUCACACACACAUCCACUCUGCAGUGUGUCAGUAACAACACUCGAGGCACUGCAAGAAAACUGCUUCAGCUGCCUUCAUCUGUUGAACGUUUGAAUCUUUUCUCUGUGCUGAUUGGAGUUGCUGUCGUGACUUUGGUGGUCGUGAUGUUGUGCGCCAUUAUAUAUACAUGUGUACGCUUGUCCACUAAGCUGAAGGCUCAGAAUGAGGCAGUCGACACAUAUGCUUCUCUUCAGCUCUCUGCUCCAGCCUCUGAAUAUGAGACUUUGAACAUUAAGAGAGGUCACAAACACAUCUGAUCUCCUCCUUUGUCUUCUUCAGUCAGCUGGACUUUCAGGAUUUUAAAAAUACACAUUUCCAAUAUCAAAGACUAAUAAAAAACUAAAUGCUUCAUAUCUGAUACAUAACAAAAGCAAGAAGACCAAGUCUCACUACCAGAGAAAUAAGCUAUUUUGAUAUUUGAUUUGAGCCAAAUCUGUUUAGUUGUUUGAAUAAAACAUUUUACACAUUUAGAAACUUGUAAUGAGAUGAAAACAAACAAACAAACAAAAAAUAUUUUAAAUGCAUUCUGGUUAUUAAUUAGUGUAAUAUCACUUUUGUGUUAUUUUAUGGACUGCCUGAUAACAAAUACAUAUUUUAUUUUCUCCAUUGUCUUAUAAAAUUAGCUGAACAUUCAGGAUUUUUAAAUGAAUAUGUCCUGUAUGAAACACACACUGUUUUACCCCAUGAAGAUUGAACAGAUGAUAAUCAUAAAUAAAUGAUUUUAAAAAGUGCUAAUUGUGUUCUUCAGUUCUAUACUUCCUUUUGUUUGUUAUUCUGUAAUAUUCUGUAUGUCUUUUUAGCUGACUGUAUAAAGUGCUUAUUUUGUAUUUUCUUAUGUUUACCAAAACAUUCUAAACAAAUAUAAACAGUUGGUGUGGAACACACUUGGUAAAGAGAGCAGUU
Messenger RNA from Onychostoma macrolepis, 2138 nucleotides. RefSeq names its product sialic acid-binding Ig-like lectin 13. Bases 284 to 1492 code for a protein of 402 amino acids. The record is from RefSeq and is a predicted model, not a curated record. The transcript has 7 exons. Lineage: Eukaryota; Metazoa; Chordata; Actinopteri; Cypriniformes; Cyprinidae.